AUGGCUGCCACACAGAAAGCAGAAGACAUGCGCGAAGAGAACAUCGCAGCCUGGCAAGACCCCGGCAUCGCUGAGAAGUACACCCGCACCGAGGCGGCUACCAUUCCCUUUGCCAACAUUAUUCUCGACAAAGGCUCCAUCGUAUCGAAAAUCACACAGCACAACUGCGCUAUCAACGCCUUCGACUUCGGCUGCGGCACCGGCGCUGUGACAGCAGCACUCUAUGAGAAGGUACCCAAAGAGCAUUGGCCCAAUGUGAAAGUCCUCGGCGGCGAUAUCAGCCAGCCCAUGCUCACCUAUCUACAAGAACGUGGAGAGAAGAACGGUUGGACAGGCCUCACCACCCAGAUUGUCGACGGCGCAAAUAUCCAGCUUGCGCCCAACCAAUUCACGCACAUCUUCGCUAACGCCAUCAUCUUCUUCCUCCCUCUCGGCGCGCUGUCCAACCUCUUUGAGCUUCUCCAGCCAGGCGGUUACAUCGGGAUGACGACUUGGGCCGCGCUCAACUGGUACGACCACGUCCAGCGGGCGGUUAACAACAUGGCCAACCCGCCAUUCUUUCCUCCGUUCGAGGAGGUCCGCGCCAUGCUUCAGCACAACAAUGCCUGGCACGAGCCGUCAUUUGUGAAGCAGCAGCUCGAGAAUGCGGGCUUUCAGAAUGUGGACAUCGUAGUGGAGAAGCGGACCGUGGCGGUUGGGACGCCAGAGCACUUCUGCGAAAGCAUGAAGCUGCCUCUGAAGAUGUUCGCUGGGCAGUGGGAGGAAAGCAAGAGGGAUCAAAUCUCGAAAGAGGUGAUGGAAGAACUGAAGAAGGUUAUGCUUGAAGUAGCGGGUGGGGAGGAAGGUGAGUGUUACAUGACGAUGGAGGGCAUUGUUGGCUCCGGGUGGAAACCAGUGGGAAAGUAA
Paraphaeosphaeria sporulosa is the source of this 906-nucleotide messenger RNA. RefSeq names its product S-adenosyl-L-methionine-dependent methyltransferase. The transcript has a single exon. The coding region runs from base 1 to 906 and encodes 301 amino acids. The record is from RefSeq and is a predicted model, not a curated record. Lineage: Eukaryota; Fungi; Ascomycota; Dothideomycetes; Pleosporales; Didymosphaeriaceae. Gene Ontology annotation, molecular function: methyltransferase activity.